CCCAGCAGAUAGGGCAAAAAGUGAAUAUACAAACAUGAUGAAGUUUGUGGUCCUGGCUGUUCUGGUCGUUGGAGCUUACGGAUGUGGGCUGCCCACCUACCCCCCUGUUGUGACGAGGGUAGUGGGGGGUGAGGACGUGCGUCCACACAGCUGGCCCUGGCAGAUCUCCCUUCAGUACAGCAGUGGUAGUAAUUGGGGUCACACUUGUGGAGGCACUCUCAUUUCAAAUGAGUGGGUUCUUACUGCUGCUCACUGUAUCAGCAGCAGCAGAACUUACAGAGUGUAUCUGGGAAAACAUAGCCUGAAGCAGGAGGAGGAUGGAUCUGUCGCCAUUCCCGCUGGCAAGAUCAUUGUCCAUGAGGGUUGGAAUUCCUUUACUAUCCGUAAUGACAUUGCCCUGAUCAAACUGCAGACUCCUAUCACCCCAAAUGACAAAAUCGCACCUGCGUGUCUUCCUGUGGAUGGGGAUAUUCAGCCCAACAAUGCACCCUGCUACGUCACUGGUUGGGGACGCCUCUACACCAAUGGUCCCAUUGCUGAUAUCCUGCAGCAGGCUCUCCUGCCUGUGGUGGAUUAUCCCACUUGCUCAAAGUCUGACUGGUGGGGAUCUCAGGUCACACAGAACAUGGUCUGUGCUGGUGGAGAUGGUGUUGUUGCUGGAUGUAAUGGCGACUCUGGUGGCCCUCUGAACUGUAAGGGUAACGAUGGAGCUUGGGAAGUCCAUGGUAUUGUGAGCUUUGGUUCUGGCCUGAGCUGCAAUUACAAGAAGAAGCCCACUGUUUUCACUCGUGUGAGCGCCUAUAUUGACUGGAUCAGCAAGAACAUGGCCUCUUAUUAAAGAGUGGACAGAAAGAUGAGUUUUGUAUCAUCCAUUCCUUAAACAAUAAAAUAUUUUUUUUAAAAACACACACACACAAGAGAGAAAGAGUACAUUUGCAGGUACUAUUUAUCAAUGUUAUAGAUGCACAGUCGAUAUGCACUUAUGACCUAAAUGAUUUAGUGUUUUUAGUUUUUAGAUUGUUUAUGUUUUUUUCGAAACUGUCCGACAGGUGGCAGUGUGGUGUUUUACAGUAUUUAGACAGCCACUGUUUAAGUUACACAAUAAUAUUUAUGUGACUAGAAAUGGAAAGAUUUGACUAGAAAUGCAAAGAUUUGAACUUCGUAUGUUAGUGUUUUGCUUUUAAAUUGUCUUUUUCAAUGUUUUGAUGAAAAAGUGUCACAAACGCAUUUUCAGUCUCAGAUUUGAAUGCUAAACAGCAUUGGAUUUUAAGUAUGGCCAAGAAAAAAACUCAGUCAUAAUCUUAUGCAUUUUUUUGGAGUUGGGACAUCUUUUUAUUGAACAACAAUUUUUAUUGAAUUUCUAAAUACAUACAUUUCAAUAGGAAAAUAAAAUGGUCUAAAGCACAAAGAGGACAUGUGGCAUAGUUUCAGUGUGAGCUGUCAUUAAAAAUGGUCUUUCAUGCAUACAUUAAUGAUGGGGGGGGGGGGG
Messenger RNA from Myxocyprinus asiaticus (Chinese sucker), 1489 nucleotides. RefSeq names its product chymotrypsin-like elastase family member 2A. Gene Ontology annotation, biological process: proteolysis. Bases 35 to 838 code for a protein of 267 amino acids. Gene Ontology annotation, molecular function: serine-type endopeptidase activity. The record is from RefSeq and is a predicted model, not a curated record. Lineage: Eukaryota; Metazoa; Chordata; Actinopteri; Cypriniformes; Catostomidae. The transcript is spliced from 8 exons.